CUCCCACUAGCCCAUCUCUCUCUCUCUCUCUCUCGAACUCCCGCUUUCUCUCUCCUCCUCCUCUCUCUCUCUCUCUCUGAUACUCAGAUUACAUUAAUCUCUCUGUGUUCUAUCGAUCGGGCGGCUGUAAUCUCUCCAGCCAUGACGAUGAUGACUCCUCAGCCGUUGGAUCAACAGGAAGAUGAAGAGAUGCUGGUGCCGCACUCCGAUUUAGUAGAAGGCCCUCAGCCUUUAGUCGAAGGCCCUCAGCCAAUGGAAGUGGCACAAGCAGACAGUGCUGGAACUGUCGAAAACCAGGCUAGUGAUGAACCACAAGCAUCACGUUUCACAUGGACAAUUGAGAACUUCUCCCGAUUGAAUAUCAAGAAGCUUUAUUCUGAUGUCUUUGUUGUCGGGGGUUAUAAAUGGCGGGUGCUUAUUUUUCCAAAAGGAAAUAAUGUGGACUACUUGUCGAUGUACUUAGAUGUGGCUGAUUCAUCCAGUUUGCCGUAUGGGUGGAGUAGAUAUGCGCAGUUUAGCUUGGCUGUAGUUAAUCAAAUGAAUAACAAAUACACAAUAAAAAAAGACACACAGCAUCAAUUCAAUCAAAGGGCGAGUGAUUGGGGUUUCACAUCCUUCAUGCCUCUGAGUGAGCUCUAUGACCCCAACAAGGGUUACCUUGUCAAUGAUACUUGUGUUGUUGAAGCUGAUGUUGCUGUGCGUAAGGUCAUUGAUUACUGGACAUAUGACUCAAAGAAGGAGACAGGCUAUGUUGGUCUUAAGAACCAGGGGGCAACUUGUUACAUGAACUCUCUGCUCCAGACUUUGUACCAUAUUCCUUACUUCAGAAAGGCUGUAUAUCAUAUGCCAACAACAGAGAAUGAUAACCCCUCAGGGAGUAUCCCUUUGGCUUUACAGAGUCUAUUUUAUAAGCUCCAAUAUAAUGACACCAGUGUGGCUACAAAAGAACUGACGAAAUCGUUUGGAUGGGACACAUAUGAUUCCUUUAUGCAACAUGAUGUCCAAGAACUUAAUAGAGUUUUAUGUGAAAAGCUUGAAGACAAGAUGAAGGGAACUGUUGUUGAAGGAACCAUACAAAAGUUGUUUGAAGGGCAUCAUAUGAAUUAUAUUGAAUGCAUCAAUGUGGACUUCAAAUCUACAAGAAAAGAAUCCUUUUAUGACCUUCAACUCGAUGUAAAAGGCUGCAAGGAUGUCUAUGCUUCAUUUGACAAGUAUGUAGAAGUAGAACGUCUUGAAGGAGAUAACAAGUACCACGCCGAAGAACAUGGUUUGCAGGAUGCCAAGAAGGGGGUCUUGUUCAUUGACUUUCCUCCAGUUCUCCAGCUUCAGUUAAAGCGUUUUGAGUAUGAUUUUAUGAGAGAUACAAUGGUUAAGAUAAAUGACCGCUAUGAAUUUCCAUUGGAACUUGAUCUUGAUAGAGAGAAUGGCAAGUAUUUAUCCCCAGAAGCUGAUAGGAGCGUACGAAACCUCUACAUGCUUCACAGUGUCUUGGUGCAUAGUGGCGGGGUGCAUGGCGGACAUUAUUAUGCUUUCAUCAGGCCAACGCUUUCUGAUCAGUGGUACAAAUUUGAUGAUGAGAGGGUCACUAAGGAAGAUGUGAAGAGGGCGCUAGAAGAGCAGUAUGGUGGUGAGGAGGAGCUGCCACAGACAAAUCCUGGCUACAACAACACUCCUUUCAAAUUUACAAAGUAUUCAAAUGCAUACAUGCUUGUAUAUAUACGAGUCAGUGACAAGGAUAAAAUAAUUUGUGAUGUGGAUGAGAAGGACAUUGCAGAGCAUCUUAGGAUAAGACUGAAAAAGGAACAAGAAGAAAAGGAAGAUAAGAGAAGAUACAAAGCACAGGCCCACCUCUACACUAUUAUCAAGGUUGCUCGAGAUGAAGACUUGAGGGAACAGAUUGGAAAAGAUAUAUAUUUUGAUCUUGUUGAUCAUGAUAAAGUUCGGAACUUCCGUAUCCAGAAACAGAUGCCUUUUAACCUUUUCAAGGACGAGGUUGCUAAAGAACUUGGUAUACCAGUUCAAUUUCAGCGAUUCUGGAUAUGGGCAAAAAGACAGAACCAUACGUAUCGUCCAAACCGGCCAUUGACACCACAAGAGGAGGCACAAACUGUAGGAGCAUUGAGGGAAGUUUCCAAUAAGGCACACAAUGCAGAGCUGAAGUUGUUCCUGGAAGUAGAACGUGGACUGGAUUCACGUCCGGUUCCUCCUCCGGAAAAAAAUAAAGAAGACAUACUUCUGUUCUUUAAGCUUUAUGAUCCUGACAAGGAAGAGCUCCGAUAUGUUGGGAGGCUCUUCGUGAAGAGCUCCGGCAAGCCAAUGGAGAUCCUGACAAAGCUGAAUGAAAUGGCUGGAUUUGCUCCUGAUCAAGAGAUUGAACUCUUUGAGGAGAUCAAGUUUGAGCCAUCUGUUAUGUGUGAACGCCUUGAUAAAAGAGCUUCAUUUCGAUUUAGUCAGAUCGAAGAUGGAGACAUUAUAUGCUUCCAGAAACGGCCUCCACCUGAAAGUGAGGAGAAAAACCGAUUUCCAGAUGUUCCAUCAUUUCUGGAAUAUGUGAAGAAUCGCCAGAUUGUGCAUUUUCGAGCUCUAGAAAGACCCAAGGAAGAUGAGUUUUGCCUAGAGUUAGCAAAGAACCACACAUAUGAUGAUGUUGUGGAAAGAGUUGCCCAACGCCUUGGCUUGGACGAUUCAUCUAAAAUUCGGCUUACUCCUCAUAAUUGCUACUCUCAGCAACCUAAGCCCAAUCCUAUCAAAUAUAGAUCAGUCGAUCAUUUGUUAGACAUGCUUGUCCACUACAAUCAGAUUUCUGACAUACUGUAUUAUGAAAUUCUGGACAUCCCUCUUCCGGAAUUGCAAUGUCUAAAAACGUUGAAAGUCGCCUUCCAUCAUGCCACAAAGGAUGAGGCUACAAUCCUCAACAUUAGACUGCCAAAACCAAGUACUGUUGGGGAUGUGCUUAAUGAAAUUAAAACAAAGGUAGAGUUAUCUCAUCCAAAUGCGGAACUUAGGCUGCUUGAAGUUUUCUAUCACAAGAUUUACAAGAUUUUUCCUGUCCAUGAGAAAAUUGAGAAUAUAAAUGACCAGUACUGGACGUUGCGUGCUGAAGAGAUCCCAGAAGAGGAAAAGAAUUUGGGGCCCAAUGAUCGCUUGAUUCAUGUUUAUCAUUUCACAAAAGAGACGGCUCAAAAUCAAGUGCAAGUCCAGAAUUUUGGGGAACCAUUCUUUUUGGUCAUUCAUGAAGGUGAAACAUUAGCAGAAGUUAAAUUACGAAUUCAAAAGAAAUUGCAGGUUCCAGAUGAGGAGUUUUCUAAGUGGAAGUUUGCCUUUCUGUCACUGGGACGUCCCGAGUAUCUUGAGGAUUCUGACAUUGUCUCAAGUCGUUUUCAGAGAAGAGAUGUUUAUGGUGCUUGGGAGCAGUACCUGGGGUUGGAACACUCGGACAUAACUCCUAAAAGGGCAUACUCGUCGAGCCAGAAUCGCCACACAUUUGAGAAGCCUGUAAAAAUAUACAAUUGAGGCGAAUUGCAAUUAUCUGAAAAUACCAACCUGAACGCCACAAUACGAUGAUGGGGAAAAUCUUGAAGUGUGGAUGUUGAAACUCGACAAUGAAAUAUGAGGCAGCAAAGGGGAGAAUGAUAUGAUGCAUUUCUUCCCGCCAUCAAAGGAUCUGCUGGUCUUUCUGCUACUAUCAUUGUUUCACCUUCUUUUUACCUUGGAUGGGAAGGCCAGCCUCCAUUGUUAGAUGUAUGUUGUUUUCUUUUUCUUCUUUUUGUAGUCAUCAGUUCUUGCACUUCAUAUAUUUCCAAUUUUACCCUGCUUUGAAGUAGUCGGAAAAUUUGAAGUUGUCCUUGUGUAAUUUUAUCAUAGCGGAUUUUGUACGAGGUUGUAAAGUGGGUAUAGUUAGGCCAUCAAUAUUAUCUCAUGACUCUUCAUUUUUGUCAUUUUUCCUUUUAAUUUUCAAUCAUCCCCUUGUUUUGGUUGUAUCUUAUGUUUUGUAUAAAGUAUAGGGGAUUAGGUUGUACAAGAAACGAUUAUGUUUCCAUUUAAUAUAGAUAGAUUUCUCUA
This is a messenger RNA of Sesamum indicum (sesame), 4062 nucleotides long. Its product is annotated as ubiquitin C-terminal hydrolase 12. Gene Ontology annotation, cellular component: nucleus; cytosol. NCBI's taxonomy places the organism in Eukaryota, Viridiplantae, Streptophyta, Magnoliopsida, Lamiales, Pedaliaceae. Gene Ontology annotation, biological process: protein deubiquitination; regulation of protein stability. The record is from RefSeq and is a predicted model, not a curated record. Gene Ontology annotation, molecular function: protein binding; cysteine-type deubiquitinase activity.